Molecule: messenger RNA, 2644 nt
Organism: Cyprinodon variegatus (sheepshead minnow)
Lineage: Eukaryota; Metazoa; Chordata; Actinopteri; Cyprinodontiformes; Cyprinodontidae
Gene: sufu
Product: suppressor of fused homolog (Drosophila)
Exons: 12
Coding region: 201-1616 (471 amino acids)
Cellular component (GO): cytoplasm; nucleus
Molecular function (GO): transcription factor binding
Source: RefSeq, a predicted model, not a curated record
UCGCUAACGGUUUUUCCCCGUAGCAGGAGCAACAAGAGUUUAGCAAAGUGGUCUGACCAAAGACUUAUGGAUCCUAUUGUUUGUGGGACAUUUAUUGUGUAGUUCUGUCUACCUUUGUUCAUCGGGGGGAACCGAUAAAACAACUCUGUACAAUCUGGGUUUAUUUUUAUCGAACAACCCGGUUUGUUUGAGGCCGUAGUAUGGAUGAAAUACGGCCUAACAGUGGUGCGCAAGCCCACGGGCUGGUACCACUGUUUCCUCCCGGACUGCAGGCUAUAUAUGGGGAAUGUCGGCGACUUUACCCCGACCAGGCUAACCCGCUGCAAGUUACUGCCAUUGUUAAAUAUUGGCUUGGUGGACCAGACCCAUUAGACUACAUCAGCAUGUACAGAAACACCGGCUGUCCAGCUCAGGACGUCCAGGAACACUGGCACUAUGUCAGCUUUGGACUCAGUGAUCUGUAUGGAGAUAAUCGGGUUCAUGAAUUUACAGGAGCAGAUGGACCUAGCGGGUUUGGGUUUGAGCUAACCUUCAGACUGAAGAGAGAGGUGGGAGAGACAGCACCUCCAACGUGGCCAGCAGAACUCAUGCAAGGCUUGGCUCGCUAUGUCUUCCAGUCAGAAAACACAUUUUGCAGUGGUGACCAUGUGUCAUGGCACAGUCCGCUGGACAACAGCGAGUCUCGCAUCCAGCACAUGUUGCUAACUGAAGACCCACAGAUGCACCCAAUCCAGACCCCGUUUGGAACUGUGAGCUUUCUUCAGAUUGUGGGCGUGUGUGCAGAAGAGCUGCAGGCGUCCCAGCAGUGGAACGGACAGGGCAUCCUGGAGCUGAUGCGUGGAAUCAGAAUAGCUGGCGGCCCCUGGCUCAUCACGGACAUGAGGAGAGGGGAGACCAUUUUUGAAAUUGAUCCUCACCUACAACAGGAGAGAGUUGAUCAGGGUAUUGAAACCGAGGGCUCCAACCUGAGUGGGGUGAGCGCCAAGUGUGUGUGGGACGACCUGAGCCGGCCCCCAGAGGAUGAGGAGGACAGCCGAUCCAUCUGCAUCGGAUCACAGCCUCGCAGGCUCUCCAACAAAGACACAGAACAAAUCAGAGAGACCCUGAGAAAAGGACUAGAGUUUAACACCAAGAGCGCCUUACCGCCCAUCGGCAGCCAGAAACAGAACCACGACAGAGCUCAAAGUCGAAAGGACAGUUUGGACAGCGAGAGCUCAGCAGCCAUCGUUCCUCAUGAACUGGUCCGAACUCGCCAGCUGGAGAGCGUCCAUCUUAAAUUCAACCAGGAGUCCGGCACACUGCUACCCCUCUGCCUGCGGGGCAGGUUACUCCAUGGGAGACACUUCACCUAUAAAAGCAUUAACGGAGACACGGCCAUCACGUUUGUGUCUACAGGAGUGGAAGGAGCCUUUGCCACUGAGGAGCAUCCCUACGCAGCCCAUGGCCCCUGGCUCCAGAUAUUGCUGACUGAGGAGUUUGUAGAGCAGAUGCUGGGGGAUUUACACGAGCUCGGCUCUCGCGACGAGACAAAAUUACCCAAGGAAUACAGCUGGCCAGAGAAGAAGCUGAAGAUUUCCAUCCUUCCAGACUCUGUGUUUGAUAAUCUGCUGCAGUGAAACAAAGGAGAUUCAUUGAAAGCAUUCUUUUUAAAGAGCGCCGUCAUGAAGAGCAGAUCUCCAUGCUGAGAGUCCGUAUGCUGUUAGAGGCCUGCUUCCUUCCAGAGGACAACCCCGGGGAUCAACUCCACAUUACUGACUGUUGCUGUGUUCUAAGACUAGUUAGCGUCUCCUCCCUGAGGCUCAAAUACCUUUGAUUAUCACACCAGCUCAUUCAGUGGGUGGUUUUGUGAAAAUUUUGCUUUGAGGCAAACGGAAUGUUCCAAAAAAAACAAAAAAAACAACCUAAAAUAUACAUUAGUAAUGCAGCAGAGCAGGCACCCUGCUCUACGGAUACAGUGUCUGAAGCAAUAGCUGUUACAGUAAUAAAACACUAUUUAUUCCAGUGGCCUUAAACAAAGGGACUAAAAUAGCAAAACAGAUUUUCAGUGUUUUCAACUACACCUGAUUUCUCUUCUUUUUGUAUAGUUUUUACAAAUGCUGGACAUUUUUCUUUUUUGUAUGUUUAUGCCAAAGUGUUUGACUGUCAGUUCUGUCUGUUUGAUAAAGCCACAAGCCAUGGUUACAGAUGCUGCUGGUUCCCCUGUGCCAAGAACCUAAACCCCACUCUACAUCACAUCUGAGCAUUUCUCCUCCUCGUUCAACCAGGCGUGUUUUAAAAAUUGGAAGAAAUGUAAGAGAUACCCGUCACAUGAAAUGAGAUCCUCUUAGUGCCUUGAGCUUUAAGCUAUUUUCCGUUCUGCAUACAGCUCCUGAUAGUUUAAAAAAACACAUCUCUUUCAAUGAAACGCCCUGGUUCAUCACAUUGCAUUUCCUGUUAACACUAAAAUGUAAAAUCUACAUGUUGGAGUCAUCGUACUAUAACUGCUCUUGAUGGUGUAUUUAUGUUUUUCUUUUUUAUUCAGAAUGAAAGAAAUGUUUAGAUGUUGAGGUUUUUAUUUUUUUUUAAUCAGUGAACUGUGGCUGUAAUCCGAAGUGCAUUAAAUUGUGUAGCUAUUACACAAAUAAACCAGGAUAAGUGAUUGCAA